CUGAAGACCUUUAUGAAACCAGGCUUUCUUUCUUUUCUUUUCUUGUCUUUUCUGUUCCCUUUUGGAUUAGAGAAUUGAAGAUGGUAGGUUGGAAGCAAGUACUUCUAUAUAUGAACAUACCCUCCAAGAGGUCAAAGAGAACACAAACGUGUCUCAGUCAGUUCUUUGAGAGAGACAUGGAAUUGGAAAAUGAGGUCGUGGAAGAGAUGGAGAGAGAGCUUGAGGAGAUGAGGGAGUGUUACAGGAGUGGGAGGACAAGAGAAGCCUCUUGGAGGAAGUCACAGCUCAACGGAUUGCUUCAACUCCUCAGGGAAAGAGAGGAGGAGAUCUUUAGAGCGCUCCAUCAAGACUUGGGCAAGCAUCCCGUUGAGGCCUAUAGGGAUGAGAUAGGAAGCUUGAUAAAGUCUGUGAACUAUGCAUUGGACGGUUUAUUACGAUGGAUGUCAGGCAAUAAGGCUAAACUGCCGAGAAUCGCAUUACUCUCGACUGCGGAGAUUGUUCCUGAGCCUCUUGGUCUAGUCCUAAUAAUCUCAUCCUGGAACUUUCCAAUUGGACUAUCCUUGGAACCGCUGAUAGGAGCGCUAGCUGCGGGCAAUGCCGUGGUUUUGAAACCUUCAGAGUUGGCUCCGGAAUGCUCUUCUCUUCUAGCCAAUGCUAUUCCUCGUUAUUUAGACUACAAAGCUGUGAAGGUCAUUCAAGGCGGUCCUGGCACCGGUGAACGACUUUUGCAUUGGAAAUGGGACAAAAUAUUCUUCACAGGGAGUGCCCGAAUAGGACGAAGAGUCUUAGCGGCAGCAGCGGAGCAUCUGACGCCCGUAACUCUGGAGCUUGGUGGAAAAUGCCCUGCUGUGAUAGACACUCUCUCCAGCUCUUUCGACAGAAAGGUGGCUGUGCAACGAGUUCUUGGGGCAAAAUUUACAUUCUCGGCAGGACAAGUAUGCAUUGGAGUGGACUAUGUCCUAGUGGAGAAGAAAUUCAGUUCCACUUUGGUCGAAUUGAUGAAGGUCGAGAUGAAGAAGAUGUUAGGAGAAAACCCGAGGGAGUCGCGUACUGUUUCGAGAAUCGUGAAUAAGCAUCAUUUCUUAAGAUUGCAGAGCCUUUUACUUGAUCCUUUGGUCAAAUCUUCUAUUGUCCACGGGGGAUUGAUGGAUGAAGAGAACCUGUUCAUUGAGCCGACGAUCUUGAUGGAUCCUCCACUUCAAGCAGCAAUCAUGAAGGAUGAAAUUUUUGGCCCGUUACUUCCCAUUGUAACUCUAAACAAGAUAGAAGACAGCAUCGAGUUCAUAAACUCGAGGCCUAAGCCAUUAGCCAUCUAUGUCUUCACCAAAGAUGAGUCGCUGGGGAGGAGCAUGGUAUCGAAGACAUCGUCUGGGAGUGUCGUAUUCAAUGAUACAAUCAUUCAGUAUCUAGCUGAUGCUCUCCCGUUCGGCGGGAUUGGCGAGAGCGGGAUGGGCAAAUAUCACGGGAAGUUCUCCUUCGACACCUUCAGCCACAAUAAAGCAGUGCUGAGAAGAAGCUUCCUCGUCGACUUCUGGUUCAGAUUCCCGCCUUGGAAUGAUGACAAGCUGCAGCUCUUCCGGUCGUCGUAUUGCUACGACUACCUCGGGAUCGUUUUGACCGUGCUGGGCCUGAAGAGGACGAACGGAGUCUCGAAACGCGACUAGACAUCUAUCUGCGCAUGCCCGCCCACCAUGUCCUUUGUGUUGUAUUUAUGGUGGGUUAAUGGAUCAACGGAUGUGAGCAAAACGAGAUACGUCUCUUCCGUUCACGUAUCUCAUUAAAUUCAUAUAUCUCUCGAGUUCAUGUAUUUCUUGGAUUCGUGUAUCUACUUAAUUCACGUAUCUAUUUAAUUCAUGUA
Molecule: messenger RNA, 1858 nt
Organism: Syzygium oleosum
Lineage: Eukaryota; Viridiplantae; Streptophyta; Magnoliopsida; Myrtales; Myrtaceae
Product: aldehyde dehydrogenase family 3 member F1-like
Exons: 10
Coding region: 81-1664 (527 amino acids)
Biological process (GO): aldehyde metabolic process
Cellular component (GO): cytoplasm
Molecular function (GO): aldehyde dehydrogenase (NAD+) activity
Source: RefSeq, a predicted model, not a curated record